This is a messenger RNA of Culicoides brevitarsis, 7791 nucleotides long. It is a transcript of the gene tou, whose product is annotated as bromodomain adjacent to zinc finger domain protein 2B. Gene Ontology annotation, molecular function: protein binding; DNA binding. The transcript is spliced from 18 exons. Lineage: Eukaryota; Metazoa; Arthropoda; Insecta; Diptera; Ceratopogonidae. Gene Ontology annotation, cellular component: chromatin. The record is from RefSeq and is a predicted model, not a curated record. Bases 277 to 7224 code for a protein of 2315 amino acids.
AUAAUUGAAUUAGUGCGAAAAAAGACCCGGUUUUCGGUUUAAUUACGACGCACCAGCAAGACAAUCCGUGAUUGAUGAUGCCGGCAAUGCGAGAAAUCCUCGAAACUUGACGCGAUUCAUAUUUAAAUACGCAGAAAAUGUUUACUACUACGACAGAACUAAUAAGUGAACAUGAAAAAGAACAUUAUUAUUGAGUAAAUGCAUGAGAAUAACAACACACAAGUGAUAAUCAAUUAAAAACAAAGGCGAACACUGAAAAGUGCUCACAAUAAAGAUAUGAAGAAGAGUGGAAAAGACAAUAAAAGUGGAAGUCAAUCGUCAUUACAUAAUCGUGGAAGUCAUGGAGGCGCUCCGGAUCCCAUGUCUCUCUUGGAUCCCGUCUCGCUCUUCGCCUACUGGGGUCGAGAUCCAUCUUCAGCAGCAGCUGCUUCACAACUCUUCGGAUCGCCAUUCGCAGCGAACAAUUUAAACUUAUUAGCGGGUGCUAAUGCGCCAAGUUCGCCCGGAGGAAGUAGCACUCCCGAAAGAUUUCCUCCCGGAGGACAUGGAAAUACCAUGGCGACAGCUGCGUCACAAGCAGCAAGUUUAGCGGGUCUGCAUUCAGCGAAUUGGUGGUCCAUGGCACAAUAUGCUGCUCAGGAUUAUUUCGCUCGGUUAUCGGGUUUGGGCCAAAUGCCGUUCGCGCCUCCAGAUUUGGGUGCAUUUCCAGGCAGUGUGGGCAAUAGCGCAAAAGAUUCAUCGUCGUCGCUAAAUAACAGCAGCGGAAAGUCCAAAAGUAGCAAGAAUAAGGAAAAAAGCGCACAAUCCUCGUCGACAUCAGCGACGUCCUACAACAAAUCCGCAUCUCUAAGUCAUUCUUCUUCGUCGGGACCGUCGUCUUCCGCCGCAAUACCGCCCGCAUUGUCGCUGCAAGACUACAAAUCGUUGUACGAACGCUCAGGAACCCUGCCGAAAGAUCUGUUUGGUGCUUCAAAUCUUACCUCACAAUCAUCGCCAUCGUCGUCGUCGACCUCCAAGAGUUCGCGCAAGUCAAAUUCCAAUGAUUACCAUCACCAUCACCAACAAUCGCAGCACCAAUCGCAUCAUUCGUCGCAUUCCGCGAACACGAAUAACUCGAAACAGCAGCAGCAGCAUCAACAACAGCAACAACAACAACGAAAUUACAGCAAGGAUCACGACACGCCGAGCAAAUACAUGAAUAGUCUUAAUUCACACAACAUUUCCAUUUCGCCAGCGCCUUCAAGUACUUCGUCGUCGAAUUCGACGCGUGAUAAGCACCAUUCAGCGGGUUCUGGAUCAGCGCGAACGAAAGAACAUGAAAAAUCUCACAAGUCAUCGUCAUCAUCUGCCGUUCCCGCCAUGAAUGAAAUCAAUUUUGACUCGUCACUGUCGAUAAAUGCCCUCAAUUCGCUUUCGCAACUCGGGAAUCUCAAUUUGACAUCGCAACAAAGUGUCACCGCGGCAAUGAAUGCUCUUGCUGCGAGCUCAACAAAGGCUAAGGAGUAUGUCUCAUCAGGCAUUUUGAGUGAUCCAUCAUCGUUCCUUGGCGUUCGAUUGCCACCCGAUACGGAAAUUAUCAAAUACACCUCGUCAAUUGUCGGUCCAAAGGUUCCUGGAACAACGAAUCGUGGCAGAAAGAAAACAAUUUCGCUGGAUCCGAAUCCUCCGUGGUUGCAUGGUGGGAAAAGGCCUCGAUUAGAUGCGGAUUUCAGUAAUCUUCCGCAAGCACAUCAAAAUGAUCAUAUUGAAGUCAUCAAAUUACCGCCGACAGUUCAGUCGAACGGUGUCGUCAACUUGUCAUCAAAAGCUACGGGAAGCAAUAAGGAUAACAAAGAAUUUGCGGGCGGUGAAUGGGGCGGAUUGGGAUUAAUUGCGUCAUCCAAACAAAAAUCAAUUGAAGAAGUCGAUGAUGCUCCUUUGAAUUUAUCGAUGAAACCAGAACCGCCGAAAUCUUCAAUUUCCGAUGAAACGCUCAAUUUGUCAAGCAGCUCGGUACUUAAUUCCAAUAGUUUGCAAAGUUUAUCCUCGAUAACGGCGGCUUUGGGUGCGCAGAACAACGAAUCCUCAAAAAGUCAUCAUGGCAAAGAAGGUCGUCCCCGUAAUCUCGGAAGAGGCGUUUCGAAACCCAAGAAGAACACAGUCGCUUCUUUACUUGCUCAAAGUCGAGCUGUUGGCUUAAAACCCGUACUUACGGCACAACAGCUGAUGAAUCCCGCGGAAUUUGAAAAACUUCAACGAGCAAUUUCCGAAACGCAGGCUGCUAUGGAGCUCUCUGCCACGGAUACAGAAAGUAUUGCCGAAAGUGGCAUGUCAGAGUCAGAAACGGAGGAGCAGGUGAACAUUUUUGACUUGCGAGUGCCCAUGCAGCAUGGAUGGCAACGUGAAACAAUCAUUCAUGGACUCACGAAGAACGGACAAAUCAAGGGAGAUGUUUAUUAUAUUCCGCCCGGUAGUUCGGGAACAAAGUUAAAGGGAAUGGCACAAAUACAGGAGAUACUGAACGCAACAAAAUCCAAAUCUUUGAAGUUGGAUAACUUUAGUUUCUCACCGAAAGUCAUUGUUGGAAGCUUUUUGCAGCCCGCGCCGCCGCCAUAUGCCACGGAAGGCGGAUAUAUUCGCAUGACAGACGUCGAAGUUGCUAGUCGCUUGGAAGAGCUGAAGAUUUUUACGAGACACUCGGCGCUCGGAGUUGAUCAACGCAUUGAAAUAGCGAGACAACAACAGGCGUUACGAGAAGCGAAGAAAAUGGCGAAGGAUGAACAGUCAAAGAACAAAGAAAAGAAACUAAUGCAAAAAGAAAUUGAACGCACUGAAAGACUGGAACAGCAACGAAGAGAACGAGAAUUGAAACAUCAAAUGCAACUCGACGCCCGUCGCAAACGAGACGAAGAAGCAGCGAAAUUAAGACAAGAAGAACUUCAAAGGAGACAACAGGAAAAGGAGAUUAAGCGACAACAGCAGAUGUUUAUAAAAGAACAAGAGCGUGAACGACGACGACAACACAUGACAUACAUCAAACAAUUAGACACGCGAAAGAAGUUGGAAGAACGUGAAAAGAAAAAGCACCAACAAGUAUUAGACAAACUAAUUUCGCGUGAGAAAAAGUUAAUUAGUCGUCGACGUGAAGCUGAUAUUUUGGCAGAAUUGAGGAAACCAAGAGAAGAUUCCGAAAUUCCCAACCAAAAAGAACUGCCAACAUUACCUCGUUUAGCUGGUCUGAAACUUGCUGGUCAAGCAUUGGCCGACUUACUCAUGGUAUUUGAAUUUUUGCAUGCAUUUGGCGAAACUUUAGGUUUUGACAUGGAAUCAUUGCCAACCCUUCAAUCGUUGCAUCAGGCUCUAGUCUCUGAAAAUGCUGUGGAAGCUGAGGAUGAACUUCUUUCAGUUAUUACUCAUCUGAUCGUUUGUGCCAUCGAGGAUCCUGGAAUUCCAAAUCCGAAUCGUCAUACCACCCUUUUGGGUCAAACACUGCGUCAAGCUGACAUCACACACUCAAAUGUCUCGGAAAUUCUCCGAAUUUACAUGUACGCGAUCUCGACAACGGAAGUGCGACAACUUACGGGCAUCGUUUACGAACGCGAACGUCGAGGACAGGAACAAGAUCCCGAAUGCAUCGCCAAGAACCAACAAUUCCUCGAAGCGUUGCAGGAAAAUACGAGAUUCAAGCUCUCGGAAUGUUUGAAAGAUAAACCUUUCGUCUCGCUAAAUCCAACGGUUAAAGCUCAAAUAAUGGCAAUGUUGUGUAACGACUUGCUCCUGAACAAAGCUGUGUGCAAACAAAUCGAGGGAAGUCUCGAAAGUCAGGCACAACUGAAGAAAGAUAAAUAUUUGUUGGAUAGCAAGAUCCGAAAAUGCAAGAUGCUGUUAACGCGAAAACAGAGACUUGAGCAGUACGAAAAGUCAAUGGCGGAAAAGGCUGCCAACGAGUCAGCGAUGGAUGAAAGCAAAGCAAAUGAAAAAGACGAAUCACAAACAAAUAAGGAAGAAAAUGCCUCAGAAGACGCAAAAGAAGAGGAAAAAGCUGAAACAGAAGUUGAUAAAAAUGUCACAAAGUCAGAAUCGAAUCCGCCAGCGACGCCCGACAAAAGUACAAUUCCCGAUCGUGAUGUUCAGACACCGGCAAGCGUCAAAAGUGAACUCAAUACCAACAAGUCAAUCGCUGCCGACAGCAUCGUUGAGAAGAUUGACGAUGACAAUAGUGAUUGCGAGAGUGAAGGAACGCAACUCGAAGAAGACGAAGACAACGCUUUGAUGGCUGACGAGGUGCAAAAGAAGCUAGAAGGUCUCUUGCAAGAAGCAUCUCAGAACAAAGAACAACUUUUGAAGGCUUUGCAUGGUCUCCGUGCCAAAUGUUACGGACAAGAUCGUUAUUGGCGUCGCUAUUGGCACAUGCCAAAGGCAGGAGGCAUCUUCGUUGAAGCCUUGGAAUCCGCUCAACCCGAAAUUUUGGAGUAUCACGAAGCACUGGAGCAACAAAAAAUCGAAGCUGACGAAAUGUUGCUGCGUCAACUGGAGAACGACAAGCGAAACAAACGCUCAAAACGAAAAUCAGCCAAAUCCGAAUGUACGGACAGUGGCAAAUCCGAUUGUGAGAGUGCUUCAGAGUCACGGGCUGAUGUCAGUAGUGACGGAAUUAUUCAACACACGAAUAAAGACAACAGCAGUUUGGUAGAAGAGAAGUUUGUGCAACCAAAUCCGGCAAAUCAAACGACAACAGAUGAGGAAAUGGACAUCGAAGACUCAAUUCCGACAGCAAUUUUGGUUCAAAAGAGCAAUCAAGCCGGCGAAAUCAUCGAACCGGCUCCCAUUAGUCAAGUUUCAACGUAUACCGUUCCCAAGGUUGUUCAGGAUGCCGUAAAUCCAGUAGUGAAAAUGGAGACGAAUAAAUGUGAUAAUGAAGUAACAACUCCUGCUGCUGUGGAAAAUGGUUUACCGAACAAAACAGAGCCCGAAACGAAUCACGUUGUCAAAGAAGAGACACCACAGUUGAUAAAUGAGAUCAAAACUGAAGCUCCGUUACUUGACAAAUGGUUUUCGCUGCUAAAACAAGACAUUCCUUUAAUAUCGCAGGAAACCGCCAUCAAUCAGGAAACCAAACGCUUGUACUGUAACAUCACGUGUCGCGAUACCGUCAUGGGACAAGGUUUCCGUUGGGAUGUCGGCAACGCUCUUUACUUCUAUACCGUGCCCGAUGACGGUAAACAAGAGAAUACCUACUUUAGCGAUUCAAUAAUGACCCUUUCUGGCUUGGAUGAUACCCGAAUGCGCAACGUCAUUGAAGGCAAGAACCUCGAACCGAAGCCAGAAGUCGAAGUAAAGCCCGAAAUAAAGUCCGAAGACGUUAUUACCGGAUUUUCGCUUCCGCCGUACAUGGCAUUGUCCUUGAACAAUCUCACAAAUUACUUGCAGUGUGAUAGUCCGGGUCCCGUUCCGUGCACACCCGAAGAGCAAAAACAACUUGAAGACAUCAAACUGAAUGGCGCCCCGCACAAACUCGAAAACAACUUUGUGCCGAAGGAUUUGCGUCACGGAUGGUGGAAAAUCAGCGAAAUCGAGCAACUGAAUGAGCUGAUUCAGUGUUUGAACCCGCAUGGCAUUCGUGAACGAAACUUGCGACAAAAUAUAUUGAUCGCGUUAACGGAAAGUAUUGACUUGACGAUCCCGUGUCCAGUUUCAAAUCCGCGAGAUAAACCGCCGCAAAAUGGAUUUAUCGAACCGGAACCCAUGAAAUCGUGGAAUCCACAGAUUGCGAGACGCGUUGAACUGACGUUGCUGGAUCAAGUUGAAAGUUUUGAGGAUAAGAUCGCAAGUGCGUCGAUGCAAGUGAAGGGAUGGACAGUUCCGCAACGCGAUAACGAUAACGAAGAAAAUGUCGGAGGCGAUUUUGUGAAUAUUCAAUCGAUCGGGGAACGGAUUUUAUCGCUUGAAGGUGCCAUUGAACGACGAUAUCUAAAGCCUCCGUUGGGCGCAAAUGUUACGGAAGCACAAAUUGCCGCGAUGGCAGCUAAAAAGCAGGAAGAAGAAAAUGAACAGAAUAAAUCGAUUGACUGUAGUCGAUCUGAUAUUUCGGAAGAUGACAUUCCAAGAGGACUGGCUCAAUGGCGUGAUGCCGUGGAAAGAUCUGUAACAUGUGCUCAGCUAUCGAUGGCGUUGUACGUGUUGGAGUCCUGUGUGGCAUGGGAUAAGAGUAUCAUGAAAGCGAACUGUCAAUUUUGUCAGUCCGGCGAGAACGAGGACAAGUUGCUGUUGUGUGAUGGUUGUGACAGAGGCUAUCACACGUAUUGCUUCAAGCCGCAAAUGACAUCUGUUCCAGAAGGUGAUUGGUAUUGCUACGAAUGUGUCAACAAAGCCACGAAUGAACGAAAAUGCAUCGUCUGUGGCGGAAACAAGCCAGCACCCGUCGGAAAACUCAUCUACUGCGAGGCAUGUCCCCGAGCGUAUCAUCACGAUUGUUACAUUCCGCCAAUGAUCAAAAUUCCGCGCGGAAAAUGGUAUUGCCAGAAUUGCGUGUCGAAGGCACCAUCCAAAAAACGCCCUCCAAAGAAGAAGGAACCGAAAGAAGCGAAAGAACCCAAGUCGAAAGACACGUCAAAAAGCGAAAAGAAAGAAAAAGUUGUCAUGAGUCCCCCUUCAAAAGUGAUCGAGGAACCGCCUUUGAGUCCUAUCACGUUGCCCAACAAUUCCACGCAGAGUGAAACUACGCCAUCGAAACAAAGUUCAGUCGUUCAUUCAACGCCCACGAACAACACGAAGGAUUUUGAUGCUACAUCUCCGCAAUCGCCGGUUAAUGACACGAAAGACGAGGAAGAAGUGCCGAAGAAAAAGGACUCGUCUGCCAAUGAAAACAACAUUAGUGCUAAGGAAAAGUCAAAACAGGAACGAAAAGCUACGAAAAAAUUGAUGAAGGAACUUGCCGUGUGUAAAAUUGUCUUAGAAGAGUUGGAGGUCCAUGAAGAUUCCUGGCCAUUCCUAUUGCCGGUAAACACAAAACAGUUCCCAACUUAUAAGAAAAUUAUCAAAGUCCCCAUGGAUCUUUCAACAAUCAAAAAACGUUUAACAGAUUUGUCCUACAAAACACGCGAAGAUUUCAUCACGGAUGUCCGUACUAUUUUCAACAACUGCGAAGUAUUCAACGAAGACGAUUCCCCCGUUGGCAAAGCAGGACACGGCAUGCGAAAUUUCUUCGAAGCUCGUUGGUCUGAACUCACUGACAAGCAUUCAUGAUAUCAUCAUGCCUCCAAUAAUCCACGUGUCAACCUUACACACUGCGAUUGAAAAAAAAAAUGAUGAAAAAUGUACAUAACCAAACGCUAAAUACUAUUUUUAAAAUUAAAAACUGAGUAAUCUCCUGCAAAAAAAAAUGCAAUUCGUUGCACGACCUAUUGAGUAACUAAAAAAAAAAAUAUUACUUACGUAAUGUAUAUGUAGAUUGAAUAUAUAUAUUAAAAAAACAAAAGAAAACUGGGAAAGCUUGUAUACAGUAUUGUCCGUGUCAGUAUUUAUCAUUGAAGCGCAACUAAAAAAAAAAAUAUUGAAUGUUUCACUCAAUUGAGAUUCUUUACAAAAACAAGAAGAAAAUAUUUUUUAAUUAUAUAUUUUUUAUUCGGCGCGCCAGACAACCAUUAGUAUGUAAGAUUUAGUGUGAUGAUUAUAUUAUGUGUGUAACUCUCUCUUCUAUAUUUUGUCCUAUUUUACUUCUAUUUUUAUUUUUUGCAAAAUUUGAUUGAUUUUUUUUUAUGAAUUUACACGAAAAAUGAGAAGAAACUACAAAAUAGUGAAAAUAAUAAAAGU